Molecule: messenger RNA, 1832 nt
Organism: Tarenaya hassleriana
Lineage: Eukaryota; Viridiplantae; Streptophyta; Magnoliopsida; Brassicales; Cleomaceae
Product: 3-ketoacyl-CoA synthase 9-like
Exons: 2
Coding region: 118-1557 (479 amino acids)
Biological process (GO): fatty acid biosynthetic process
Cellular component (GO): membrane
Molecular function (GO): acyltransferase activity, transferring groups other than amino-acyl groups
Source: RefSeq, a predicted model, not a curated record
AUCAUAGAGCAAGUAGUUCCUUUUUAUUCAAGAAUUAAAAAAAAAAACACACACACAGAUGAUUUAGCAAACAGAUGAACUGUUUCAUCUUCUACGUAAAAUCCUUAGAGCGUGAGCAUGAAGUACGUGAAGCUAGGUUACCAUUGCCUCAUAACCCACAUGUGGAAGCUUUGUCUAGUUCCGUUAAUGGCGGUCGUAGCCAAAGAUGCCACUCGGCUUAGCCCAGAUGAUCUUCGACAUCUCUGGCUCCAUCUCCAGUACAACCUCGUCGGAGUUGUCGUCUUCUCCGCCGCUCUUAUCUAUGGGUCGACCGUCUUCAUCAUGACCCGACCCAGAUCCGUUUACCUCAUUGACUACUCGUGCUACAAGCCUCCAUCGACUCUGGAGGCGAAUUUUCAGAAAUUCAUGGACCAGUUGAGGCUCGUUGAAGAUUUUGACGACUCUUCGCUCGAGUUUCAGAGGAAGAUCAUCGAGCGUUCCGGUCUCGGCGAAGAGACACAUCUCCCGGAGGCUUUCCACUGUAUUCCUCCGAGGCAGACAAUGGUGGCGUCGCGAGAGGAGACCGAGCAGGUAAUAUUCGGUGCCCUCGACAAUCUUUUAGAAAACACCAAGAUUAACCCUAGGGAAAUUGGGAUAUUGGUCGUGAACUGUAGCCUGUUCAACCCAACACCUUCCUUAUCUGCCAUGAUCGUGAAUAAGUACAAGCUUAGGGGGAAUAUCAAAACUUACAAUCUUGGAGGAAUGGGUUGUAGUGCUGGCGUCAUCGCCAUUGACCUUGUUAAGGACUUGCUCCAAGUUCAUAGGAACACUUACGCUGUUGUGGUUAGCACAGAGAACAUCACUCAGAACUGGUACUUGGGCAAUAAGAAAUCGAUGUUGAUCCCCAAUUGCUUGUUCCGGGUUGGAGGGUCAGCGAUUUUGUUGUCGAACAAGCCAUCGGACAGGAGACAUUCUAAGUACAAGCUGGUCCACACUGUCCGAACACAUAAGGGAGCUGAUGACAAGGCUUUCAAAUGUGUGUACCAAGAACAGGAUGGCAAUGGCAAGUCUGGAGUUUCUUUGUCAAAGGAUUUGGUGGCUAUUGCAGGGGAAGCCCUAAAGAUGAAUAUUACCACUUUAGGUCCCUUGGUUCUUCCGAUAAGUGAGCAGCUUCUCUUCUUCAUGACUUUGGUUGCUAAGAAGCUUUUCAAUGCAAAGAUCAAACCUUACAUACCUGAUUUCAAGCUCGCCUUUGAGCACUUCUGUGUUCAUGCGGGCGGUAGAGCGGUGAUCGACGAGCUUGAAAAGAAUCUGCAGCUUUCGGAUACGCAUGUGGAAGCAUCUAGAAUGACAUUGCAUAGGUUUGGCAACACUUCUUCCAGCUCCAUUUGGUAUGAAUUGGCUUACACCGAGGCUAAAGGCAGGAUGAGGAAAGGAAAUCGGGUUUGGCAGAUUGCUUUCGGGAGCGGGUUCAAGUGUAACAGCGCGGUCUGGGUGGCUCUCCGCAAUGUCAGACCCUCGGUUAAUAGCCCUUGGGACGAUUGCAUCGGUCGAUACCCGGUUAAGAUUGAUCUUUGACUCACCCAAAAUCAUUUAGAUUGGUUUAAGAUUAUGGUCGGUCCAAAUAUACAUAUACUACUUAGUCUCUACUAUUUUUCUUCUUACACUAUGCCUCUUCUAUGAAGGGUUUUAUCACAUUGCCAUGUUAGGUUGAUGAUUGUCAUGGCUCUCUUCUUCUCUUUUUUUCCCUACGUGAUCAAGAAAUCUUAUGAAUGGCUGUUGAAGCAUUAAGGUUUGUAACUGUAUUGAUGCAUAUAUACGAGUGUAUAUAUAGUUUGCAAGUAAUAAAAGAG